Mytilus californianus (California mussel) is the source of this 1487-nucleotide messenger RNA. Its product is annotated as beta-1,3-galactosyltransferase brn-like. Lineage: Eukaryota; Metazoa; Mollusca; Bivalvia; Mytilida; Mytilidae. Bases 349 to 1374 code for a protein of 341 amino acids. The record is from RefSeq and is a predicted model, not a curated record. Gene Ontology annotation, molecular function: hexosyltransferase activity. The transcript is spliced from 3 exons. Gene Ontology annotation, cellular component: membrane.
UUAGUUUGUCAAGUGUUCAUAGUCAAUGCAUGUUGUUUUUUUUUUUUUUUCAUUCUAGACAUUUCUUUUAUGGAUUAUUCUCAGUGAUGUAAGGUAUUUCUUAUAAUUUGGAAAAAUAAAAAAAUGUGUUUUUUUACAUAAGUUGACAUAACAGUACGAUAAAAUUGUUGGUAUGCAUGUAAAUUGUGUAAUAUUUUUGCGAGGAAUUAUGUUUUGAUUAUUUACAGUUUGGACAGAUUAAGUUCCCUGUCAAAUACGAGGAGUAGAGAGACUGUCCAGUUCCUUCAUGUCUUGUGCAAGCUCACCAAGGAUCUUAUUUUUAAGACAUUACAUUGACAAGUUAUCGAAAUGGUGGUAAGAUUGUGUAAUAGACGAAUCUAUUUUAGAGUGAGGAAUUUCCCAUUUAAACUAUUACAAUGCUCUAUUUGUUUCAUGUGUGGAUUCGUCUUAUUCCAACUGAAAGGUCUACAAUACUCGAUAUAUUUUGAGAAAAGAAAAUUAUUUUGGAACAAUACUGACAAAAUCUUAUCUGAUAUUCAAGAAAAUGGAAGAUCAAAUAUCGUGCCAUUGAACUCAUUUUUGCUGGAUAAAGUAUUUAGAGAAGAUCCGAUGGAAGUGUUUGAAGAAUUUGAAUCCAUUCAAUUAUUGUUUGUUGUGAAAUCACACAUACUUAAUUUUGGUAAACGAGAAGCUAUUCGUAAGACGUGGGGACAUGUGAAAAACCUUCGAAUAAAAACUGUCUUUGUUGUUGGUCAAUCACACAAUAUGGACCAUUUUCUUGAUUGGGAAUCAAAACGGCAUAAGGAUGUAAUUCAACUCAAUAUAGAAGAUAAAUAUGAAAAUUUAGUUUAUAAAACUGUGUAUGCAUUGCUUUCCUUGUCGAAACAUAAUAUCAGGACUGAAUAUGUACACUGUGUAGAUGAUGAUCGUUUAGUAAACGCAAUAAAUGUGUAUGAUAUAGCCAAACAAAACAUUGCUCAAUCAGAUACGGUUAUGUUGGGUUUUAUGGUAUAUUUGUCCCGACCAGACAGAUCUUUGACUUCAAAAAAUUAUAUUUCAUUUGAAGAUUAUCCUUUCCUAUACUUCCCGUCUUAUAUUAUAGGAGGAACCAUAUUAACAAAUAUGAAAACAAUACACAUGCUUUCAACAGGGAUAGGACAUGUACGGUUAAUCCAAAUAGAAGAUGUUUACAUUGGGAUGGUGGCAACAGCUUUCAAGAUAGAAAUGCGACAUCAUAAAGGGUUUUUUCCCUUCAAAAAACCCGUUAAAAUGUUUAGAAAUAUCUUAUCAUCCCCUGGAUAUGAUCUCGCAUACGCAUUAUUAAGAGACUGGGAACUUAUUCAUCGAUAUGAAAAUAUCGAAUUUAGACGUUAACUCUUACAAUCUUCCAUUUAGCCAUCCUUUUCAUGUAAUUAGAUAUCUAAAUAAAAAUCAAAGCUAUGUCAGAAAAACUCUGUUUGAAUUAUUUUGGAUGAAAACAAAUUAAA